Messenger RNA from Geodia barretti, 2445 nucleotides. NCBI's taxonomy places the organism in Eukaryota, Metazoa, Porifera, Demospongiae, Tetractinellida, Geodiidae. The record is from the annotation of a GenBank genome assembly.
UCAGUUCUAUUUUGCUGAAGUCACUAUAGCUAAAAUAUAGCUAUGGAGAACGACCCCUCGGUGAUGACGGCGCCCAUGAAGCUAAAUCUUGCUAUAAAGAAUGGGGGACCAUGUCGAGUUCAAGCGUCUGGUGGAAGAGGGACACGUUAACCCGCGCUCUGAAGAAGCCAAGGAUCCUUAUAUCGGAGCGUCUCCUGUUUACUGGGCCUCGAAACAAGGCCAGUUACACAUCCUAAAAUACCUGCUAGAAGAAAAAAAGUGCGACGUGAUGGGUAAAAAUGCGCACGGGGAUGCUCCUCUUCACGGCGCGGCGCUUGGUGGUAGCAUAGACGUGAUGCGGUACCUCGUUACGAGAAAGGGUUGCGAUCCGAUGUGCCGUGGUUGGAACGGUAGAACCCCUCUCCACUGCGCCUGUCGCAACGGGCACCUUGCCGCGGCCAAGUACCUAAUAGUUGAGUUGGGCAUCUACGCUUCUUGCCGCGACGACUUCGAUUCCACCCCAAUUCAUGCAGCAGCGCAAUUCGGAACACUUGAAGUGACAAAAUAUCUAGUCGAGGAAGAGCGCUGCGACGUGAUGAUAAAGAAUAAGAGUGGGGGUGACGCGCUGUGUGUAGCUGCCUUCGGUGGCAAACUCAAUAUAGUCCAGUACCUGAUCCAAGAGAGAAAAUGCGACCCAAUGACAAGAGGGAUUUACGGUAGGCAUCCCAUCCAUUUCGCCUGUGGUUACGGUCAUCUCAAUCUAGUAAAGUAUUUUGCUGAUGAAUUAAAUGUAGACCCCUCUUGUAAAGAUGCACAAAAUUCCACUCCACUACACCUAGCUGCGCAGUUUGGAACACUAGAGCUAGUUAAGUACCUGAGUGAGGAUAAAAAGUGUGACGUGAUGUGCAGGGGACAAUACGGUAGGACUCCAUUGCACUAUGCCUGCCUUAAUAAGGAUGCAACCAUAGUGAUCUACCUGGUUGACCAGCAAGAUGUUGACCCUUCAUGUCGAGAUGCAGAUGAUUCAACUCCUCUUCACAUUUCUGCCCAGCAAGGGACAAUAGAAAUCGUUAGAUACCUCGUGGAAGAGAAAGGUUGCAGCUUGACGUGUAACGAUAAGUACAAGAAAACCCCUCUUGAAGCUGCCGCAGUCAAUGGAAAACUAACAUCUGUGCGUUAUUUGAUUAGCAAAGGGGGUGACCCGUAUUAUAAGGGGGAUAAUGGGCGGGUUUCUCUGCACUGGGCCUGUCAGAGUGGCUCUGUUGAGGUAGUGAGAUAUCUCAUUGAAGAGGUAGGCAUGGAUCCACUCUGUCGUGACAACGACGACGUCACGACACUCCACACUGCAGCACACUGUGGGCAAGUAGGUGUAGUGAAACUGCUGGUCGAUGAAUUCCACUGCGACCCAUUAACUAAGGAUAAGUGGGGAACAUUCCUCUGAAUGUUGCUAAGCAAUACAGAAAGACCGAAGUUGUGUCCUACCUGUCUUCCCUGAAACAGUCAACUUCAAGUGAUAUGCGUUCAGCUCUAAUGCUUCGCCUAAAAGCAUACACCAUUAAUGCAAGACCAACAGGUGUUGAAUUGGGCAGUGGUACAUACGGCUCGGUCAUUGAGCUAAUUCACUGUGGGGAGAAGGUUGCGGGGAAAAAGUUCAAAAUAUCAUCGCUCGACCGUAUGCAGGCAAUGACAGAGAAACUCUGUGGAGAAAUGAUUCCAAUGAUGCAAGUCCAUCACAAGCACAUUGUCGAGAGUAAGGGGGUGUUUUUUUUGAGCGGUCACCCUAUGCCUGUUCUAUUGAUGGAGAGAAUGAUGUGUAGUCUUCAUGCAUACUUACUAGACCCAGCAAACACCAACCUAAAAAUAUCACACAAAUUCUCUUUACUAAAUGGUGUGGCAAGUGGACUAGCCUACCUCCACAACCACAAACCAGUGGUGAUACAUCAUGAUCUGACUGCCAGGAACGUGCUGCUCGAUUCAGAAUUGAAUGCAAAAAUAUGUGAUUUUGGAAACUCUCGUGUGAUGGAUCUCGACCCAGACACCAGUCCAGAGACAUUUACCAGUGUCCCAAGGCACUCUAGACUUCAUGCCUCCCGAAGCACUUGGUGUACAUGCGGAAUACGACGCAACUAUAGACAUAUUCUCGUUUGGUCAUUUAGCCAUUUUCACCCUUACGCAAUCCACAGUUAAUGUACUGCCACCGACGUACAGUGAUGGAAACAAACUCCAUGCCCGCUCAGAGGUAAGGAGGCGCUCUGAAUCACUGUCCCUCGUGGAGAAGAUGCUUGGUACUGAGCACAAGAUAGUACAUGUCGUGAAACUCUGUCUACACAACCGACCAGCACAAAGACCACGAACAUCAGAGCUGGUACAGACCCUUCAAACAAUGAAUAAUGAAGGUAUAUUAUAAUUAUGAGUGCUGUUUGGUUGUUUACCUAUAUUCGUGUUUAUAACUCAACAUGCUCAUUA